CAUGACGGGGAUGAGCCCCUCCCCUCUCUGUCCGCUCUGUCCAGUCGAGCCGGAACCAUCGCCAGCCUCCACGACCGCAUCAUGAUCAGCCCUGGCAACGAGCAGGCCAUCGAGAGACUCAAGGAAACAGAGAAAAUCAUCGCAGAGCUCAAUGAGACCUGGGAGGAGAAACUUCGCAGAACAGAAGCCAUCAGAAUGGAAAGAGAGGCCCUGCUGGCUGAGAUGGGUGUGGCCAUGAGGGAAGAUGGAGGAACUGUGGGAGUUUUUCCCCAAGAAGUAGCAGUCACCCUGGAGCCCUGUGAGGGAGCUGAGACCUACGUCAACGGGAAGAGGGUCACAGAGGCUACCGUCCUCAAAUCAGGGAACCUGCAUUAUCCUGGUAAGAGCACGUGUUCCGGUUCAACCACCCAGAAGCAGGCGCGCUCAGAAGAAGGAGUAGGAUGCCCUGCGCUGACAACCCCGCUGAAGCUUCAGGAGCUGGAAGACCAGUAUCGUAAAGAGAGGGAGGAAACCCACAACCUACUAGAACAGCAGAGGCUGGACUAUGAGAGCAAGCUGGAAGCCCUUCAGAAACAGGUGGACCGUUUUUACCCUGAGGUAAUAGGAGAGGAAGAGGAGGAGUCUGAGGAGGAAGUUCUGUGGACAGAGAGGGAGACGGAGCUGGCCCUGUGGGGUUUCAGGAAGUGGUGCUGUUACCAGUUCACUUCCCUCAGAGACCUGCUGUGGGGAAACGCCAUCUUCCUCAAGGAGGCUAACGCCAUCAGCGUGGAACUCAAGAAGAAGGUCCAGUUCCAGUUGGUGCUGCUGACCCGACACCCUGUACUCCCCCCACUGCCCACUGAACUGCUGCCCCCUGGCAGCAGCCAAGGACAGAGCGACCCGCCCGUUCCCCCAGGACCCAUCGUAGCUGUGGAGGUACAGGACCAGAAGAAUGGAGCCACACACUGCUGGACCCUGGAGAAGCUUAGGCAGCGUCUGGACCUGAUGAGAGAGAUGUAUGACAGAGCAGCAGAGGUUCCCAGCAGCACCAUAGAAGACUGUGAGAACAUCAUGACUGGAGGAGACCCCUUCUACGACCGCUUCCCCUGGUUCCGUCUGGUUGGCAGCAACCCCCUUUUCAACGCGUGCAUGAGCGAGCGCAUGAGUGAUCCCACUCCCUCCCCCACUCCUUCCGCCACCCUCUCCACCUCCGAGCUAACGGAGCUGGCCGACACUCGUCCGGAGGGACGAGGAGGGGAGGAGGAGGAGGAGUUGGAUGCUUUGCAGGAUCUGAACGAUGAUAUAUUUUUGGACGAUCCGUGCUCGGAGCUCGGGGAUGAUGAUGAUGAUGAUGAGGGAGGGCCGUGCCGAGGCGGCUCCAGCGAAGGCCUGGAUCCCUUUUAUGACCGCUCUCCGUUAUUCAGUGUAGUAGGAAGCCGCUGUGGUGUCGUCCUCAGCCGCUUGUGUAGUCGUCCUCAGCUGCUGUGGUGGCUCCUCAAGCGCUGUGUGUCUCCUCAGCCGCUGUGUAUCUCCUCAGACCGCUGUGGUGUCUCCUCAGCCGCUUUCCAGGCUGAGUCGUGCCCCGCUGGUCUGUCCCGUACUGGGGCGUCCCAGGAGGAGCUGCGUUUCGUGGAGGGGGAGGGACAGAACUCAGAGAUCGGACCCUCAGCCGAUGAAGUCAACAACAAUACAUGUGCGGCCGGUCCUGAGGAGUUGGAGAGCCCCCUGAAGGCCAACCUGGAGGGAGGAGCUCUGGACGGAGCCCUGGAACACCUGAGGAUAGGUAACAUCUUCACCUUCAGAGUGACGGUCCUACAGGCCUUCAGCAUCUCUGCAGAGUACGCUGACAUCUUCUGCCAGUUCAAUUUCAUCCACCGCCAUGAUGAGGCCUUUUCCACAGAGCCUCUAAAGAACACAGGGCGAGGUCCUCCUCUGGGCUUCUACCACGUACAAAAUAUUGCUGUAGAGGUCACCAAAUCCUUUGUGGACUACAUCAAGACCCAGCCUGUGGUGUUUGAGGUGUUUGGUCACUACCAGAAACAGCCUACUCUCUGCAAGGAGCUCAUCAGCCCCCUGCGUCCCAGCAGAAGGCAGUUCCCUCCAGUCAUGCCCCUGUCCAAACCAGUCCCUGCCACCAAGCUGACUGCCCUGAUGCGCCCUACAGCCGGGCCCUGCCACUGCAAGUAUGACCUCAUGGUGUUCUUCGAGAUCUGUGAGCUGGAGGCCAGUGGAGACUACAUCCCAGCAGGAGUGGACCAUAGAGGAGGCAUGCCUUGCCAUGGGACGGUCAUGCUGCACCAGGAUGUUGAUCUGGUUGGAAAGGUCUUCCUGAGUGAAGGGGAGAGUCCAGCACCAGGGCAGAGGACAGGACAUGCUGAUGCUGACGUGUCUCUCCCUCCAGUCCACUCCACUAACACAAUGUUGUUUUGUGUUUUUCACAGACAGUUUCUUGAUUCGGACAUGCCUAGGACAUUCUAUCGCUUCGAGGCUGCCUGGGACAGCGCCAUGCAUAACUCCCUUCUCCUGAACCGUGUCACUCCUUACGGAGAGAAGAUCUACAUGACCUUGUCGGCCUACCUAGAGAUGGAGAACUGCACUCAGCCCACAGUCAUAACCAAAGAUUUCUGUAUGGUGUUCUACUCUCGAGACGUUAAACUCCCGGCCUCCCGCUCCAUCCGAAACCUGUUUGGCACCGGAAGCCUGAGGACAACAGAGGGGAACCGAGUGACAGGUGUGUACGAGGUCAGCUUGUGUCACCUGGCGGAUCACGGGAGCCCAGGAAUGCAGAGGAGACGUCGCCGGGUGCUGGACACCUCGGUGGCGUACGUCCGAGGGGAGGAGAACCUGGCUGGGUGGAGGCCACGCAGUGACAGCCUCAUCCUGGACCACCAGUGGGAACUGGAGAAACUCAGCCUCCUACAGGAGGUGGAGAAGACGAGACACUACCUGCUCCUGAGGGAGAAGCUAGAGUCCACCCUGCUGCUGGAUCAGGAAGGGUUGUUGUCCUGUGUGUCUGUGGAGCAGAGUGAGUCCCCUCAGCCUUCCGAAGGCCAGGACCUCAGCCCCACAGCUGACGCCCUCAACGAGAGACAGAGGGAGCUAGCCGCUAAGUGUCUACGGCUACUCGCCCACUCCUUCAACAGAGAGUACACCCACGUGUGUGUCAGCGCCAGUGAAAGCAAGCUGUCUGAAAUGUCAGUGACUCUGUUGAGGGAGUCGACCUCUGCCACGGCCCUCGACACCCUCACCCCCUCCUCGACGUGCCCCUCAUUGGUGGAGGGAUGCUACCCCAAGACUGAAACGCUCAGAGCCACCAAGCUUCGCUCCCGAUGUGCCAGCCCCAACCCUGACUGCUCACAGCGGGAUGGAGAGGUCAAGAAGUCCUCUGGUGGGGUUGCCGCCCCGGAGGUUAAACCCAGGGUGCGCCGCUUUGUACCAGACAUCCAAGAGAUCCGGGUCAGCCCCAUUGUGUCAAAGAAGGGCUACCUGCAUUUCCUGGAGCCUAAUACCAACGGCUGGGUGAAGCGUUAUGUGGUGGUGAGACGUCCGUACGUCUAUAUCUACAAUACAGAGAGAGACAGCGUGGAGAGAGCCAUCCUCAACCUCUCCUCUGCCCAUGUCAAGUACAGCGAGGACCAGCAGGCCAUGCUCAAGACCCCAAACACGUUUGCUGUGUGUACAGAGCACCGCGGUAUACUGCUCCAAGCCAGCAAUGACAAGGAGAUGCACGACUGGCUCUAUGCUUUUAACCCUCUCCUGGCUGGAUCCAUCAGAUCAAAACUCUCCAGAAGGAGAGCUGGACAGAUGAGGAUGUGAAACAAACAAUCCAACAACAACAACGUCUUAUAAAGAAGAUAGAAAACAUUCGAACGCAAAGAGACUAACCUGUAUAUAAAUCCUAGAUUACUCCUGUGCUUAUCCCCCCCCCCCUUCCUCCCC
Molecule: messenger RNA, 3918 nt
Organism: Salvelinus sp. IW2-2015
Lineage: Eukaryota; Metazoa; Chordata; Actinopteri; Salmoniformes; Salmonidae
Source: RefSeq, a predicted model, not a curated record